Molecule: messenger RNA, 1190 nt
Organism: Nelumbo nucifera (sacred lotus)
Lineage: Eukaryota; Viridiplantae; Streptophyta; Magnoliopsida; Proteales; Nelumbonaceae
Cellular component (GO): plasma membrane
Source: RefSeq, a predicted model, not a curated record
AUAUUGGAAGAGAUUACUAUUAUUCAUUCAUUGGCCAGGUCUGUGGGCCAUCAAGCAAGGCAACCGACCUUUCCCUCAGAAGCACGUUUAACCACAGCUCCUCCCAUUGACAGUCUUAUUCUCCAAAUCAGUAGUAGGGACGUCCAUUCGCUUGAAGACUACAUCUCCCUCAUUCACCAAACGUUUUUGUUUCUGAGUCCAUUUCCCUUUUAUAUAUAUACCCAAUUACCUCUCUGCGCUAUCAUCCAUUCAUCCCAAAGAAAAUGGAGGGUUUCUGGUGGUGGGUUUUCUGCUUGUACUGCCUUUGCAUUCAGAACGGCAUAGCCAAUGCCCAAGCACCAAAGAUAGCACCUUCUAGUUCUGUCAACACAGCUGCUCCAUCUCCUGCCACAAUUCCUUUAUCUUCACCAUCUCCUGGACUCCCACCGGCUUCAAGCCCAAAUGUUCCACCUUCUCAAAGUCCAUCACUCCAUCACUCUCCACCUUUCUCAGCUCCUUCCAAAACACCAGCUACAUCUCCACCUCUAGCACCUGCUUUACCACCACCACCAGAACUCUUGCCGCCAUCAGAAGUACCACCUGCACCAACAAGGAAGCCACCAGCACCAGCUCCAGCUAAGCAAGCACCACAACCAGCAGGAGUGCCUUCACCAUCAAAAGAAUUGCCAGUGCCUGCACCAGCACCAAUUAAGGAGAUACUGGUGCCAAUACCAGCACCAGCUAUGGAGACACCAGUGCCAGCACCAGUUCCGGUGCCUUCACCUGCACCAGUUCCCACAAAGAAUAAGAAACACAAGCACAAGAAACAUCAUCAUGCACCAGUUCCAGCACCAGCACCAGCACCAGUGCCAAAAAUACCUAGUCUACCAGCACCACCUGUCACUUCAGACCCAGAUGAUCAAAUGGAACUGGCUCCUGCCCCGGAACCGAAUCCGAAUGGAGGGAUUGAAACUUUUCAGCACGGAGGACUACUUAGGUGGGUGAGGAUUGGAAUAGCUAUUCUUGUUCCUCUGGCAGUUAUGACCUAGAAUUUUUGUCGACCCAUAUUUGAUAAGAUUGAUUUAUUUACUAAAACGAUAUGCAUAUUUCAAUUUGCUACUACUGAAGAUGAAUGCAAGAGUGAAGAUUUAUGUUUUAAUCCCUUCGCUCAAUUUGCAGACUUUCUGCACUACAACAAUGAAACAAGGUUC